AUGGCAAGGAGGCGGGGAAGAAGGCCUGGGCGCAGUGCGGUUGGCCUGCUGGGCAGCGGAGGUCGCAGCUUGCGGGAGCUCGAGGAGCUCCUCUCCUCGGGCGCUUGGGCAACGGGGAUUGGCGAGGAGGCGCGGUCGCGGCCUGGUGCUGCAAAGGGAGGCGCGCGGGAGGCUGAGAGGGGGCAUGGGCGCCGGGGCAGACGCCGGGCGUCGGACCCGGGCGCGGCCAACCGGGGCCGCGGCCACGGGCAUCAACGGGACAAGGGGCGGGCGCACGCGAGGUCGGGCGUGCGGACGCACGCAGAGGUGCGGCCGGCGAGCGGGAAGGCGCCGGCACGGCAGCGGCAGCAGAAGCAUCAGCGGGGCGAGGCGAGGCCACAGCGGACGGGGUCGCGUGUGAGCGCGCGCGGCAUCGCGGGCGCGCACGGGAGGGCGCCAGGGCGAGGCGAGGGUGGCCGGGCGCAGCUGUGGGGCGCCGGGCGUCGAAACGGCCGCGGUGAGCGCGAGGACGUGGGCCGGAGCGCACACGCGCAACGGGGGGCGUGGGCCCCAUCUGUCAUAGGCCCAAGGCCUAACGGGCACGGGCAUGGGCGCCGGGGCAAACGCCGGGCGUCGGACCCGGGCGCGGCCCGCCGGGGCCGCGGCCAUGGGCAUCGACGGGACAAGGGGCGGACGCACGCAGAGGCGCGGCCGGCGAGCGGGAAGGCGCCGGCACGGCAGCGGCAGCAGAAGCAUCAGCGGGGCGAUGCGAGGCCACAACGAACGGGGUCGCGUGUGAGCGCGCGCGGCAUCGCGAGCGCGCACGGGAGGGCGCCAGGGCGAGGCGAGGGUGGCCGGGCGCAGCUGUGGGGCGCCGUGGUCGGGCGCCGGGCGUCGGAACGGCCGUGGUGA
Molecule: messenger RNA, 891 nt
Organism: Aegilops tauschii subsp. strangulata
Lineage: Eukaryota; Viridiplantae; Streptophyta; Magnoliopsida; Poales; Poaceae
Source: RefSeq, a predicted model, not a curated record